AUGGAGGAAAUCCGUAAGACUUUUAUCAGCAAGUUUCAUCUUAGUGGGACUGUUAAAAUUGCUUAUUUCGAUCCCAAACAUGUUUAUUUGGAUUCUGAUAAUGAAGUCGAUUACAACCAUGUUUUCAAUAAAGAAUAUAUCGACAUUGGUGAAUCACCAAUGAAAAUUCUCAAAUGGACUGCAGAUUUCAAACCGGAAGAAGAGACCACAAUUGCUCCUGUUUGGGUUUUGAUUCACCAACUCCCUUGGCACCUAUUCAAUUGGAGGAAAAGUGCAAAAGCUAAGCAAAAUCAUGGUGAUACUCAAUUUAGCAAAGAUAAGAAUGUGGAAGAGAACACCCAAUUCUUCAACUGCGAAGAAGAGCAACAGGUGACAAAUGAUCAGAUACAAGAUAGGUCACCUGGUAAUGAUAAGGUCAUUCAAUAUAUCAAUUUGAACAAGGGCAUCACUAUAAAGGAACCAGAGCAGAAUCACAAAGCAAGGAAAAUCUCUAAAGUUCCUGGGAAAGGAAAAGGGAAAGAUCAGGAGGAAACUAAUGUAGAGAACAUUUUUCAGCAAGACAAUAAGACGAGUAGGAGAAGAUUCAAGAAUAAAGAUAACAUGAAGGACAACAAGCAGGCCCAUGAUACCUCCAUAAAUCAAAAUCAAAAUAGUAUCAUUGAGAAAGGACAAAUCAGUGGUACAAAAAGCAACAAGAGUCAAGUAUACAUACAGAAGGACAACAACCAAACCAACCAACAACAAAACACAAAUACUGAUGCCAUGACUAGUCAAAAAGAGAACAAAAAUCAUAAUACUGAGAAUGUUGAAGAUUUUGACAAACAUGGAAAUACUCAAGACAAGCAAGGAGAUACUCAAGACCAUAAUAAUGAAAAAGCCUAUCCCAUUGAUCCUGGAAAAAUGCAAAACAAUUAUUUAAAACUCAUCAGUGGUACAAGUUUAGAAGAAGAUCAAGGCAGUGAAGGGGAAGAAGAAGAAGAAGAAGAGGAAGAGGAAGAAGAGGAAGAGGAAGAGGAAGAAGAAGAAGAGGAAGAAGAGGAGGAAGAAGAGGAGGAGGAAGAGGAGGAAGAAGAGGAGGAAGAGGAAGAGGAAGAGGAAGCGGAAGAGGAGGAGGAGGAGGAAGUAGAAGAAGAAGAAGAAGAAGAAGAAGAAGAAGAAGAAGAAGAAGAAGACGAAGAGGAAGAGGAAAAGGAAGAGGAAGACGAAGAAGAAGAGGAAGAAGAAGAGGAAGACGAAGAAGACGAAGAAGACGAAGAAGAGGAAGAGGAAGAGGAGGAGGAGGAGGAAGAGGAAGAGGAAGAGGAGGAGGAGGAAGAGGAAGAGGAAGAGGAAGAGGAGGAGGAAGAGGAGGAAGAAGAAGAAGAAGAAGAAGAAGAAGAAGAAGAAGAAGAAGAAGAAGAAGAAGAAGAAGAAGAAGAAGAAGAAGAAGAAGAAGAAGAAGAAGAAGAAGAAGAAGAAGAAGAGGAGGACGAAGAGGAGGAGGAAGAGGAGGAAGAGGAAGAGGAGGAGGAAGAGGAAGAAGAGGAAGAGGAAGAGGACGAGGAAGAGGAGGAGGAAGAAGAGGACGAGGAA
This is a messenger RNA of Lycium barbarum (goji berry), 1572 nucleotides long. RefSeq lists its product as uncharacterized. The annotation marks the transcript as partial. The record is from RefSeq and is a predicted model, not a curated record. NCBI's taxonomy places the organism in Eukaryota, Viridiplantae, Streptophyta, Magnoliopsida, Solanales, Solanaceae. The transcript is spliced from 4 exons.